Dictyostelium purpureum is the source of this 942-nucleotide messenger RNA. RefSeq lists its product as uncharacterized. Gene Ontology annotation, molecular function: 3'-5'-DNA exonuclease activity. Gene Ontology annotation, cellular component: cytosol. Bases 1 to 942 code for a protein of 313 amino acids. The record is from RefSeq and is a predicted model, not a curated record. The transcript has 3 exons. NCBI's taxonomy places the organism in Eukaryota, Evosea, Eumycetozoa, Dictyosteliales, Dictyosteliaceae.
AUGAGUUAUAAAUUUAUAGACAUUGGAUCAAAUCUAUGUGAUGAAAUGUUUCAAGGAAAAUAUAAUCACACAGGAAAGCAAUACCACGAAGCAGAUUUGGGAACAGUCUUGGACAGAGCAUGGAAUAAUGGUAUGGAUAAAAUUAUUAUUACAUCUGGAAGAUUAAGUGAAGUUAAAGAAUCAUUAGAGCUAAUAAACAAAUAUGAUAAUGGAAGCAAUAGAUUAUUUACAACUAUAGGUGUUCACCCAACAAGAUGUUCACAAGAACUAGUUAUUGAAGGCAGCGAAAACAACGAAAUUAAACCAGAUUAUAUCAAAGAGCUUUUAAAACUCUAUAAUGAAAAUAAAGAUAAAGUUGUAGCAGUUGGCGAGUUUGGUUUAGAUUAUGACCGUUUACAAUUUUGCUCAAAAGAAAUUCAAAUAAAGUGUUUUGAAUAUCAAUUUAUUUUAGCAGAAAAAACAAAUUUACCAUUAUUCUUACAUUUACGUAAUGCUGCUCAAGAUUUUAUUGACAUAGUUAAAAGAAAUAGAUCAAAAUUUAAAUACGGUGUAGUUCAUUCAUUUACCGGUACAGAAGAUGAACUUAAACAAUUAUUAGAAUUGGAUUUGUAUAUUGGUAUCAAUGGUUGUUCAUUAAAAACUGAAGAAAAUUUAAGUGUUGCUGCUAAGAUUCCAAUAGAAAGAUUAUUAAUUGAAACCGAUUCACCUUAUUGCGAUAUAAGAAAAACUCAUGCAAGUUAUAAAUAUGUUAAAACAGUUUUCCCAAUUUUAAAAAAAGAGAAAUUUAAAUUAGAUUCCCAGGUUCAAGGUAGAAACGAGCCAUGUAAUAUCAUUAAUGUAUUGGAGGUUAUUUCAGGAUUAAAACCAGAACAAUCAAUAGAGGAAAUUUCAAGCCAUAUUUAUUUAAACACUUUAAAAAUAUUUUUUGGAAAAGAAAAUUAG